Aspergillus affinis is the source of this 1326-nucleotide messenger RNA. RefSeq names its product putative MFS monocarboxylate transporter. The record is from RefSeq and is a predicted model, not a curated record. Gene Ontology annotation, molecular function: transmembrane transporter activity. Bases 1 to 1326 code for a protein of 441 amino acids. Gene Ontology annotation, cellular component: fungal-type vacuole membrane. Lineage: Eukaryota; Fungi; Ascomycota; Eurotiomycetes; Eurotiales; Aspergillaceae. Gene Ontology annotation, biological process: transmembrane transport. The transcript is spliced from 3 exons.
AUGGCAUUUGAGAAAUCAACGGCACCGCGUGAUGACGGUGCCGCCGCUCAUGUUGAACGAGAACCAACUGUACAAGACACAUUCAACUAUGAAACUGAAGAAAAGCCUCCACCUAACGGAGGCUUAGAAGGAUGGUUGAGCGUUAUCGCCGGUUUCUGUGUUUUCGUUAACUCCUGGGGUUUGAUCACUACGUAUGGUGCCUUCCAGGAACACUACCAGACGGUGCUUUUACCCGAUCAACCUCCAUCAUCGCUAUCAUGGGUAGGCAGUAUUCAAGCGACACUCAUUGUGAUGGUGGGGAUUGUCACUGGGCCCUUGGUUGACAACGGUUAUCUGCGACCAUUGAUUGUCUGCGGCAGCACCUUAACAGUGUUUGGGAUCAUGAUGACCAGUCUAUCCACGAAAUAUUAUCAAAUAAUUCUAGCCCAGGGGUUUGGCGUGGGCCUAGGUGGUGGCAUCGCCUACAUCCCAGCUCUUGUUGUCAUCUCCUCGCAUUUCACGACGAAACGACCGAUCGCGAUCGGAUGCGCAUCGAUCGGAUCUAGUGUGGGCAGUGUUGUCUUCCCCAUCAUGUUUCGCCAGCUUCAACCCAGGAUCGGCUUCCCCUGGACUGUCCGCUGCAUCGGCUUCAUCAAUCUGUUUCUUGCCCUAAUCACGUGUAUUGUGCUCUGUCGGCGUCCGGGCAAGAAGACCCGCUCUAGAAGCAUGAUCGACUUCAAAGCAUUCAAGGAGCUUCCAUUCAUGCUAUAUGCCGUCUCCUUGACAUGCAUCAUGCUCGGCUACUACAUCCCGGUAUUCUACGUUCCAUCAUACUCGCGCGUAGCAUUACACACAACCCGAAAUUUAUCCUUCUACAUGGUCGCUAUUAUAAACGGUGCCUCGGCAUUUGGGCGAACAUUGCCAUACCUCGCCGGCUCGCGCAUGAAGCCAAUGGUCAUCUUACUCUGCGGGACAUCUGCUAGCGUAAUCGCUAUGUUCUGCUGGCUUGCUGUCAGUGACACGGCCGGUUUCAUCGUCUGGGCAUGCUACUGGGGUUUACUCAGUGGUGUGCUUGUCACGGCUCCGACAUCAAUUGUCGGUCAUCCAGUUUACUGUCCAGACCCGGGCUCCCUUGGGACGCGACUGGGAAUGAUGUGGGGAAUCAGUUCGUUUGGGUCUUUGGUCGGAACACCGAUUGCGGGAGCGUUGGUUGAUUUGGAGACUGGAGAGUUUUGGCGAGCGCAGGUCUUUGCAGGGUGUUUGAUGGUUGGAGCUGUUCUGUUGCAGUCAUGGCCUACCACCGUUGUGGUCAGGUAUGAUCGGGAGAAGGCCUCGACUGGUCGCUGA